GCUCUUCUGCUCCGCUGCUCCCAUCACCACACGCCUUUAUAUAAACUCCCAACAUCGCUGCCGCAGUUACUUAUUCAAAAAAUUCAUCACUGCCAAUUCCCCUAGAUUCAAUUUCUCCCCUCUCUCAUCGCCUCUCCGUGCAAUGGCGGUCGGAACCUGCGCUAUCUCCUCCGACGAUGUCAUCGUCAAGUCCCCAACUGACCGACGCCUCUACAGAUUCAUACAGCUCCCUAACGGUCUCUGCGCUCUGCUCGUCCACGACCCCGAGAUUUACUCAGGCGAACCUUCUGGAGACGGAAAAACGGAAGACGAAGAUGAAGAGGAUGAUGAGGAUGAGGACGACGAGGAAGAUGAAGAAGAUGAUGAGUACUCUGAAGAAGAAGGAGAAGACAGCGACGAGGAUGAUGAAACUGAGGAAGUGAAGAAAGGACCAACGCAGAAGAAGGCAGCGGCGGCAAUGUGUGUAGGCAUUGGGAGUUUUUCGGAUCCUUAUGAAGCACAGGGGCUGGCGCACUUUCUAGAGCACAUGCUUUUUAUGGGGAGUACCGAUUUUCCAGAUGAAAAUGAGUAUGACAGUUACUUGUCUAAGCAUGGAGGCUCAUCAAAUGCGUAUACAGAAACUGAGCAUACCUGCUAUCAUUUUGAGGUUAAGAGGGAGUUUCUUAAGGGUGCGUUGACAAGGUUUUCUCAAUUCUUUUCUUCUCCUUUGGUUAAAGCUGAAGCCAUGGAAAGAGAAGUAUUAGCUGUAGAUUCAGAAUUUAAUCAAGUUUUACAAAAUGAUUCAUGCCGCCUGCAACAACUGCAAUGCCAUACAUCAGCCCCUGGUCAUCCUUUCAAUCGGUUCUUUUGGGGGAGUAAGAAGAGCUUGGCUGAUGCCGUGGAGAAAGGUGUUGAUUUAAGAGAACGUAUUCUGAAACUAUACCAUGAUAGUUACCAUGGUGGAUCAAUGAAACUAGUAGUCAUUGGUGGAGAGCCCCUUGAAGAACUUGAAAGUUGGGUCGUUGAGUUAUUUAGCAGUGUUAAGAAAGGCCUUCAGGCUAAGCCUGAGAUGGGUUUAGAUAUUUCUAUUUGGAGAACUGGCAAACUUUACUGGUUGGAGGCAGUUAAAGACGUCCAUGUCCUUGAUUUAUCUUGGAUAUUGCCUUCAUUGAGGAAAGAUUACAUGAAGAAAGCUGAAGAUUACCUUGCCCAUCUGCUUGGACAUGAGGGCAGAGGAAGUAUACAUUUUCUCUUGAAAGCUAGAGGCUGGGUAACUUCUAUAUCUGCUGGUGUUAGUGACGAAGGGAUGCAUCGCUCCUCCAUAGCAUACAUCUUUGGCAUGUCUAUACACCUCACAGACGACGGCCUGGAGAAUAUCUUUGAAAUCAUUGGGUUCAUCUAUCAAUAUAUCAAACUGUUGCAUCAAGAUUCUCCUCAAGAAUGGAUAUUUAAAGAACUCCAGGAUAUUGGACAUAUGGAGUUCAGAUUUGCAGAGGAGCAACCUCAAGAUGAUUAUGCUGCCGAACUUGCUGCGAAUUUGCUUGUCUUUCCUCCCAAGCAUGUUAUCUAUGGUGACUAUGCAUAUGAAGUCUGGGAUGCUGAGAUGAUAAAAUAUAUUCUGGAAUUCUUCAAUCCUGGAAACAUGAGAGCUGAUAUUCUGACCAAGUCUUUGAAGAAGUCGCAUGAUAUCCAACAAGAGCCAUGGUUUGGAUCCCGAUAUCUCGAGGAAGAUAUUCCACUUCAUUUGAUGGAGCUAUGGAAGGAUCCUCCAAAAAUAGAUUCCUCCUUGCAUCUACCCUCAAAGAAUGACUUCAUUCCAUGUGAUUUUUCCCUGCGUGUUGAGAAGGAAUCUUGCCAAUCAACAGAUUCCGCAUCUCCAAGAUGUAUACUUGACGAACCUUAUAUGAAGUUGUGGUAUAAGGCUGACCAGACUUUUAAACUUCCUCGUGCUAAUACAUAUUUCCGCAUCACCUUAAAAGGAGGAUACAGUAAUAUGAGGAACGCUUUAUUGACCGAGUUAUUCAUAUUGCUCCUUAAAGAUGAGCUUAAUGAGAUUAUAUACCAGGCUAGUGUUGCAAAAUUGGAGAGCUCAGUUUCUCUCUAUGGCGAUAAGCUAGAGCUGAAGCUUUAUGGUUUUAAUGACAAGCUUUCAGUUCUCUUGUCAAAAGUUCUGGCAACAGUUAAGUCAUUCUUGCCAAAGGAUGACCGCUUCAGGGUUGUUAAAGAAGAUAUGGAGAGAUCUUUGAGAAACACCAACAUGAAGCCUCUAAGUCAUGCUUCCUAUUUAAGAUUGCAAGUUUUAUGUCAAAGUUUCUGGGAUGCAGAUGAAAAGUUGUGCUUGUUAAAUGACUUGUCUAUAGCAGAUUUGAGGGCUUUUGUUCCUGAACUUCUUUCCCAGCUAUAUAUCGAGGGUCUUUGCCAUGGAAAUUUGCUGGAAGAGGAAGCUCAUCGAUUGUCAGAGAUAUUUAAAAGCAAUUUCUUUGUGCAGCCACUUCCAUAUGAUUUUAGGCAUAAGGAGAUUGUGAUGUGCCUUCCUUCAAGUGCCGACCUUGUUAGAUAUGUCAAAGUGAAAAAUAAGCUAGAAACAAACUCUGUGGUUGAGCUUUAUUUCCAGAUUGAACCCGAAGAAGGAACAACAUUGAUUAAAUUAAAAGCACUCACAGACCUUUUUGACGAAAUAGUUGAAGAACCACUUUUUAAUCAACUCAGGACGAAGGAACAACUUGGUUAUGUUGUUGACUGUAGCCCUCGAGUAACGUACCGCAUACUAGGGUUUUGUUUUCGUGUUCAGUCUUCAGAGUAUGAUCCUGUCCACUUGCAAGGGAGGAUCGAGAACUUCAUAAACAGCUUAGAAGAGUUGUUGAAUGGACUUGACCAUGAUUCCUUCGAGAAUUAUAGAAAUGGUUUAAUGGGGAAACUUCUUGAAAAGGAUCCAUCUCUUUCAUAUGAAACAAACCGUUAUUGGGGUCAAAUAGUCGAUAAAAGGUAUAUGUUCGACUUAUCUGAAAAGGAAGCUGAGGAACUGAAGGACAUCAAAAAGGAAGAUAUCAUCGAGUGGUAUCGCACUUAUUUAAGACAACCCUCGCCCAAGUGUCGGAGGCUUGCGAUCCAUGUGUGGGGCUGCAACACUGAUCAGAAGGAUGCAGAUACACAAACUGGAGCUCAAGUAAUUAAAGACCUCGAAGAAUUUAAGAAGUUGUCUCAAUAUUAUCCGAGCCUCUGCUGAAAAAAAAUCAGUGUUGAACAUUUUCAAAUUUUGCCAAUAAAAACGAUCAGCAUAUGAGAUGAUUGUUGAUCAUCAAACAAAGGUGAGUUACAUGUAGUUUACCAAACUGAGUAUAAGAUUGAAAGUUGGUGCUGUGAUGAUUGGGUUUGUCAUUGUUAGGUUAUGAUUAUACUGCAAUAUUUAAAAACUUUUGCCGAAAAUUGUUAGGUUAUGAUUACACUUGAUUGUUUAAAAUAUGUUACCAAAAGAAAAGACUAUUUCUGUUCUAUAUGAGGAGCUAUUUAUGUGAA
Messenger RNA from Salvia hispanica, 3495 nucleotides. RefSeq names its product Insulinase (Peptidase family M16) family protein. Gene Ontology annotation, molecular function: metalloendopeptidase activity; metal ion binding. NCBI's taxonomy places the organism in Eukaryota, Viridiplantae, Streptophyta, Magnoliopsida, Lamiales, Lamiaceae. Gene Ontology annotation, biological process: proteolysis. The record is from RefSeq and is a predicted model, not a curated record. Gene Ontology annotation, cellular component: cytosol.